Fonsecaea multimorphosa CBS 102226 is the source of this 1101-nucleotide messenger RNA. RefSeq lists its product as uncharacterized. Lineage: Eukaryota; Fungi; Ascomycota; Eurotiomycetes; Chaetothyriales; Herpotrichiellaceae. Gene Ontology annotation, biological process: D-sorbitol catabolic process. The record is from RefSeq and is a predicted model, not a curated record. The transcript is spliced from 4 exons. Gene Ontology annotation, molecular function: L-iditol 2-dehydrogenase (NAD+) activity; zinc ion binding. Bases 1 to 1101 code for a protein of 366 amino acids.
AUGGCAUUCUCCAAUCCCGCAGUGUUUCUCUUUGGUCCCGGACAAGCAAAGAUCCAGGAUAGACCAGAGCCGAAGAUUACAGAUGCCACAGACGCGAUAAUUCGAAUCAAGUUCGUCGGGGUGUGCGGGAGUGAUGUGCAUUUCUGGAAUCAUGGCGGUGUCAAUGGGAAAUUCGUCUCCGAAUCAAGCCCUCUGGUCAUGGGACAUGAGGCAUCAGGAACGGUACAUGCUGUUGGCUCUGCGGUCACCCAUCUGAGACCAGGUGACAACGUCGCCAUUGAGCCAGGUCAGCCUUGUCGUUCCUGUGAAAGAUGUAAGGAAGGCUUGUAUAAUCUCUGCCCACAGAUGAAGUUCGCCGCCUGCCCACCGGACACGCCGGGCUGCUUGACCAAGUAUUUCAAGAUCCCGGCCGAUUUCUGCUACAAGCUCCCGCCAGGAGUCAGUCUGCAGGAGGGCGUCCUUGCCGAGCCUCUUGCUGUGGCAGCGCAUGCAGUGCGAAUGAUCGGGGUCAAACCAGGUCAGAGCUUGGUGAUCUUCGGUGCGGGCACGAUUGGCCUUGUAUGUGGUGCAGUUGCCCGCCUGUUCGGGGCCAAGAAGAUUGUGGCAGUCGACCUGUUGGAUCACAAGCUGGAAUUUGCAAGGAGCCUCAACAGGUCGAAUACUUUCAAGCCCGAUCUGUCUGCUUCGCCAGAGGAGAACGCAGCACGGCUGAUCGAGGAAAACGAGCUGGGACUCGGUGCAGAUGCCGUGAUAGAGGCAACAGGGGCGGAAAGCUCAAUCGUCACAGCUGUACAUGUUCUUCGUCCGGGAGGUUCUUGUGUGCAAACAGGCCUGGGAAAGCCUGUCGUCAACUUCCCUAUUCUGGCCAUGAGCGAAAAGGAGUUGCACAUGCACGGUGCCUUCCGAUAUAACCAGGGGGAUUUCAAAGUCGCCAUGGAUGUGCUUGAGGCUGGCACGCUCCCUCUAAAGAGCCUCAUCUCCCACAUUUUCGAUUUCGAGCAAACCACAGACGCAUGGGAAGCAACCAAGCAAGGACGGGGUAUCAAGAAUAUGAUUCGAGGCUAUGGAUUUAGAGAUCCCGCCAGAAUAAGCCACUUAUAA